AUGCCUGUCCCCACUCACACUCCUGCUCACUCUGCGUCCAACGCGUUCGUCGUCUGCCACGAGACUGUUCACGAGUUUCUCUCAGUCACCCUUUCCACUCUUCUCCACCAUGAGCUGAGCUCGAACAUUAUCCUGGCUCACGCACUCAAACUUGCAUUGAAUGACAAGCCAACGUCCGAAUGGCAGUACGUUGACGAGGAGGGUGCUGGUGAAUGGGCUCUGUCCAUGGCCUCUUCUCAGGGGCCAUCUUACCCCCAAGGCGACCGCAAAGCUGCACCAUUCUGGAUCACCCUCUGGUCAUCAUCAUCACCCUUUGUCCAGCCUACUUUGGACAUCGUCCUCGCCUCGGUCAGCAACACGCUCGGCGAUUACCCAAUAUUCCUGUGGACACCCAAACAUCCGACCACUCUCUCAAGCUCGUGGCUCAUGCCCAGAAUGUCCCUUAUCAUCGACUCGCUCCUAUCCCGCACUUCUCCCACACGCGUUUUCUCCGUCUUCGGCAUGACGGCUCUCGUCAAGAACUUCUCAAGCCAUUGGACGGAGGUGACGGGCAUUCCGCAAGAAUCCGAGCCAUUCUACGCCGCCUCCUACACCUACUGUACCCAGGAGAGCUUCAAGGAUUGCGACAGGCAACGGGAACAUGAGCACUCCAUUCGACGGGCUACAAUAGCUGACCUCGAGGGUGUUGCGGUCUUGUGCAAAGAGUUCGCCGAUGACUCGGUUUACUUCCCUCUGACCUUGGAUCGGGCAAGAAUCGAAGCAGAAGAGCUCAUCACGAAGGGUCUUAUCUGGAUCCACGCGAGUCCAUCGGGCGAACCAACCACCAUCUGCGCCGUGACUCGUUCGUCCCAGAAUGUAUCUGCAAUCACAAAGGUGUAUACCACGCCAAGGUUCAGGAGGAAGGGUUGUGCGGAGGCCAUUGUGCGGCACGUAACCAGACGAUUGUUGAUGGACUACGGGAAACAACUCGUCUCCUUAUACGUCGGUCACGCCAACUCAGCCCAAAGGGUUUAUGAUCGAUGCGGGUUCGUAGGCCUGUGUGGCAACCUGAAAAUCAACGGCGUAGAAGAUUCUUUAGAGCUCGGAUUCGCCACUGGCUCGCCCAGGGGGCAUUGGUAAAGUUUUGACUUUGGGACCUUCGUAACAUAUUAUCUUCACAUAUUCAUUUACCCAGACAUCCUAGUCUAGCGCUAGUCGCAAUUGUCUUGCUACUUACUGUUCAUAUAAUUUGCACUGAGCUGUCUCUUGUCAUCCCCUUCCGGGCUAUUUAUCCUCACUUUUUUUGGACCUUGCACUCACACACUGUAUCCAUAGCUUUCCCCACCACUACCCAACGUGUUUCCCCGACUGUAACGGACUCGAGUUUAGCUCCAGCACUUACGGAAUCAUUUACCCUACCCUACUUUACACUUAUUUGCACUAUUUAAAAGCAACUCUCCG
Stereum hirsutum FP-91666 SS1 is the source of this 1440-nucleotide messenger RNA. RefSeq lists its product as uncharacterized. The coding region runs from base 1 to 1119 and encodes 372 amino acids. NCBI's taxonomy places the organism in Eukaryota, Fungi, Basidiomycota, Agaricomycetes, Russulales, Stereaceae. The transcript is spliced from 3 exons. Gene Ontology annotation, molecular function: acyltransferase activity, transferring groups other than amino-acyl groups. The record is from RefSeq and is a predicted model, not a curated record.